GCAGGGGGACGCGGCCGCCCAGGCCGAAGCGAUGGAAGCGGAGCCGCGCCGCAGGCAGGAGCAAUCGAGAGCGGAGCGGCCAUGGCGACCGGCGGGCUGCGGCAGCGCCUGGUGCACCUGGACCUGAAGGGCGCCCCGCCGCGAGCCGCUUACCUGGGGCAGGUGCUGCCGCUGCUCCGUGCCCUGGGCGCCACAGGGCUGCUGCUGGAGUAUGAGGACACCUUUCCCUACACGGGGCCGCUGGAGCCGCUGCGGGCACCACACGCCUACAGCCGCCAGGAGCUCCAGGAGCUGCUGGGCCUCGCCAAGGAGCAGGGGCUGGAGGUGGUGCCGCUGGUGCAGAGCUUCGGGCACAUGGAGUUCGUGUUGAAGCACAAGGAGUUCGCCCAUCUCCGCGAGGUGAGGAUGUUUCCCAACGCUCUCAACCCCCACAAGGAGGAGUCGCAGGCGCUGGUCAAAGCCAUGAUCGAUCACGUCAUGGCGCUGCAUGAAGACUUGAAGUGGUUCCACAUAGGAUGCGAUGAGGUCUACUACCUUGGUGAAGGAGAAGAGUCAAAACAGUGGCUGCAACAACAAGAGAACACACCAGAAAAGCUGUGCUUAUCCCAUAUAAAAGCAGUUGCAAGUUGUAUGGCCUCAUCUUAUCCCACUGUGACUCCCAUCGUGUGGGAUGACAUGCUCAGAGGGAUAAGUGAGGAAACGUUGGCAGAGUCUGGAGUCCCACAGCUUGUGCAGCCUAUGAUCUGGGACUACGCAGCAGACCUGGAUGUGGAGAGCAAAGUGCUUCUUGUAGAGAAGUAUCGUAGAUGUGGUUUCUCCAAGGUGUGGUUUGCCAGUGCUUUUAAAGGAGCUACAGGGGUGAAUCAGUCUCUAACGCUCAUUGGACACCACUUACAAAACCAUCUUCAGUGGCUGAAAGUGGCAAGCAGUACCCCCACCGAUGUGCUUCAAGGUAUCGCGCUGACCGGCUGGCAAAGGUAUGAUCACUUCUCUGUUUUGUGUGAGCUUUUCCCUGUGGCAAUUCCAUCAUUGGCUGUAUGUCUGCAAGCACUAGAGAAUGGUGGCUAUUCUGAAAUGGUUAAAGAGAAUGUGGAAAAGCUCCUGGGAAUGCCCAAUCUGGAAAUUGAUACUUUCAUGAGCACAAGUCUGGGGACCUUUCCUGGGAGCACUAUUCUUACCCUGGUGACACAAGUUAGUUUCUACCUCAAGUCAUCUGUGGACGAACUUCUUGAAAGGAACAGAUACGUCACAGGCUGGUUCAGUCCCUACCACAGAAAAAGGAAGAUUAUUCAUCCUAUAAUAAUGCAUCAUUUUCAGCCAGAUGCAAUAAGUCUUCUGUCAAAGUGGAAUGCCGUGGUGCAAGACCUCCAAGCAGCCAUGGAACAAGUUUUCCACAACAGUACUGUAGAGGAGUGGAUGGAGGAGAACGUCCACCCCAGCCUACAAAAGCUGCAACAAGUGGUGGAUGAUUUAGACAAAGCAAUAAAAGCACAAACCUAGUGAUGACCUAACAGUU
Cygnus atratus (black swan) is the source of this 1516-nucleotide messenger RNA. It is a transcript of the gene HEXD, whose product is annotated as hexosaminidase D. The record is from RefSeq and is a predicted model, not a curated record. The coding region runs from base 82 to 1500 and encodes 472 amino acids. Gene Ontology annotation, biological process: carbohydrate metabolic process. The transcript has 13 exons. NCBI's taxonomy places the organism in Eukaryota, Metazoa, Chordata, Aves, Anseriformes, Anatidae. Gene Ontology annotation, molecular function: hexosaminidase activity.